GCUUGACGCAGUUUGGCUGGGUCACGCUGCAAUCCAGCCGGAUGUUUUGCGUCGCCAGUAUGUGAUGGGGGAACAUUCGCUCAUUUCACUACUAAACUAAUCCUGCGGCUCCAGCGGCGGCCCCCACCAGGCACCAAUGAGUCGAGCUUUGUGAGAGGGCAGCAGUCAGCCCCGAGUGCUGGAUGUCUGUGACGGUUCCAUGGGCCAGAAGGACCAUGUGGAGGCAGGUGCAGCCCACAUCCUCGACCUGGGGCUGGAUUUGGAGUAUCUCCACGUAGCAGGGGCUGACCGGCAGGCUGGCGGCUCUGACGGGCGCCCUGCUAUGGAGGAGCAGGGGGAGAGCUCCGGCAACAGCAGCACCGCCAAUUCCCCUCCGCCGGCCGUGGAGGAGGAAAAUGCCGGGUCUGAUGCAGAGUGCGAGCCGGCGUCCUCUUCUAGCGACACCCCCGCUGCCGCCCCCGACCCGGAUGGAGGUGAGGGAGGGUUAACUCACUGUAAGAACACCCACCAGCUGCUUUGUCGGACCCAGUGUGUGGAUUUAGGCACUGAGGGUCCUCCCGAGCCCCCACCUGAACUCCCAUCAGAGCUUGAAAACGACACCCCUGCCCAGUCUUCACCCAGCUCCCCAUGUAAGCAGCCACCUGAGCCUCCGUCCACUCCCUCCUCAUCAGAGCCGGCGCCCGAAGCCGGCGGGAAGGAGUACCAGGCUAAGCUGGAGUUCGCCCUGAAGCUUGGCUACUCUGAGGAGACGGUGCGACUGGUGCUGUCCAAGCUCGGCCCUGACACCCUCAUCAACGACAUACUGGGAGAGCUGGUCAAACUGGGCACCAAGUCAGACAGUGAGCAGCCGGUUGGAUCGUUAGCCUCUACCUCAUCUUCUUCGUCCUCCUCCUCCUCGUGUGGCUGUUCUGAUUUGAUGGAGAGCCAGAGGUCGGACUCCCCCUGUCCGUCAGAGUCUCUGUGCGACCAGGACAACCUGCGGCCAAUUGUGGUGGAUGGCAGUAAUGUAGCCAUGAGCCAUGGCAACAAGGAAGUGUUUUCCUGCCAGGGCAUUCAGCUGGCGGUAGAUUGGUUCCUCGAGCGUGGCCAUCAUGACAUCACAGUGUUUGUGCCUGCGUGGAGGAAAGAGCAGUCCCGCCCUGACGCCCCUAUAACAGAUCAGGAUAUCUUGCGGCGCCUGGAGAAGGAAAAGAUCCUGGUCUUCACUCCUUCGCGGCGUGUCCAAGGUCGGCGCGUGGUUUGCUAUGACGACCGCUUCAUCGUCAAACUGGCCUAUGAGUCAGACGGCAUCAUCGUCUCUAAUGAUAACUACAGAGACCUGGCUAAUGAGAAGCCAGAGUGGAAGAAGUUCAUCGACGAGCGGCUGCUCAUGUAUUCCUUUGUCAAUGACAAAUUCAUGCCCCCAGAUGACCCUCUUGGUCGUCAUGGCCCCAGCUUAGACAACUUCCUGAGGAAAAGACCUGUCAUGCCUGAGCAGAAGAAACAACCUUGCCCAUACGGAAAGAAGUGCACUUACGGCCACAAGUGUAAGUACUACCACCCAGAGAGAGGUGCUCAGCCUCAGCGUGCUGUGGCUGAUGAACUGCGUGCCAGUGCCAAGACUUGCGUCACCACAAAGAACCAGGGGGACACCGGGUUGGUGAAGAGCCACAGUGUGCCAGCUGGCAGCAUCGAUGCAAAAAAAGGCGCGCAGAAAAGGCAGUCAGACCCGAGCAUCAGAGCGCUGUCGUACAGUGAUGCUGAGGAGAAGCUGGCAAGAGGUAGGGCGGAAAGCCAGAAGAACAGUAUGUGUGGCAGCAGCUGUAGCAGUGGGAGUAUAACCAUGUCCACAGCCCCAGGAGGCCCUCCAUCCAGUUUCAGCCUUCAGCAGGACCAGCAGUCCAGAGCGGUGACUCCUCAUAGCCUCCCAGCCCCCAGCCAUGACCUUUACCCUCACUGUGAGUCUCCAGACUUGAGCUACUACUCAGUAACGCGUGCGUACUCUGGCCUGAGCCUGUCCACCAGACGGAGCCCAGACUGCCGCUUCCCCAAUGACACAGACCUGCGGCUGGGCUCAAUGGGCUCAGCGGGCUCCGAGUGCGGCAGCGAAAGCAGCGUGAGUUGCGGGAGCAGCUGCGACUCGUACAGCGAGAGGCCGUGUCCCGGAUGCCCCCAAGACACCUUACUGGAAGACAACGUCCAUUUUGCUAAUCCUCACAGCCGACUGUAUCCCCAUCAUGCCCCGACGAACCAUGAACUGUGUGGCCUUCAUCCUGCCGAUUACACAAAUAUCCAACACAGCCACACGUCUAAUACACACAGCUACCACCUGGCACGCGGGCAGAGCUGUUCUCACGACCAGCCUCCACCAGAGGCUCCCCCUAAGCGCCCUCUCUACCCCUUGCCCCCUCACCUCCAGCACCAGCCGCUGACUGCACGCUCCAGCUGCCCAGGCGACUAUCACUCUCUGCCCCAGUCAAAUCCUCACCCCCCCGGCUCUCCCCUCGGCCGCUGCCUGGCCCCCACACGAGCAGAAAGUGUGUCAGACUCGCAUCUGUAUGAACACCUCUCUACAUCGCACCAUCACCACCGGACAAAAGCGCUGCCCAGCUGGGACACGUACUACAGACAGCCUCCAUUGCCGCCGUCCAGGUAUGAGCCGUCGGCCUAUCAAAGCCUGCCAGACACACGCCAGUCCUCCUGGCACGCCCCUCCCUGGACACAGGACGCCUACGCCCAGCACCACUCCUCCCACCCAGCGCUCCACCCGUCCUCGACACAUUACUUGAACCACCCGCCUCAUCCACCUCAUCCAUCCAGCACUCCUCUCCAGCCGUACCCGCCUCACAGCGCUCGCCUUACUGUCCCCUCCCACGCUCCACCCUCCUACAUGCCGCAGCACCCAGAAUCCCCUGCACACAGCCGCUACGGGGACAUGAGGGAGAAAGUGUACGUCAACCUGUGUAACAUCUUCCCCUCGGAGCUGGUGAGCCGGGUGAUGGCCAGGAGCCCCCACAUCACAGACCCCCAGCAGCUGGCAGCCGCUAUACUUGCAGAGAAAGCCCAAUCGGGCUACUGAAGAAAGAAGGAAAAUGUCAUCUCCCAUUAGAAAACAAUAGCAGUUAUGUAGUCAUGAUAAUAAUACUGUGGGUGGUUUGUACCAUCAGAGCAAACUGGGAUUUGCCUUUGCAACACUUGAAAGCACGUUGGGUUUGUACGGUGGAAUUUAGAAACACUGGAAUGCUUUUGGAUCGUCUGCAAGUAGAGCUUUUUCUUUUCUUAUGAUAUUAAUGAGACAAUUCAUAAGUUUCAAGGAUAUAAAAUGCUGAAGAUAAUCCAAAUCCAGCUCUUGUCACUGCACAGCGACAACUAAACCAACUGAACUUCAAGAAGUGUGGGAAGAGCGAGUCAUUUGAAGAAAUCUAUGACUUUGACACAAAGUGCGACUUGUGGAGAUUGUUCCAGACCCAGUUAAACAUUUGUAUUUAUUUAGUAGCUUAUUAUGUGUCUUUCUCAUGCAGGACUUGUAAUGCAUCAAGUUCAAAAGGCACUUAUUUUGUUUUACAGCCAAAUCAUAACCUCGUGAGUUGGUAUCACACACAUCAAAUAUGAGUGGUAUGAAGGAUUAUUUAAGCUUUUCCACCAGAUUCUGAUUUGUAUGGACUACGCACACACAUAAUGUGCAUCGUAAACCCUCACAGUUGAGUCAAACAGUGUUUGAAAAUAUUCUUUCAUGUGUAAAGCACCAGAUGGAUGGGAUUUUCAACUUCCUAACUAUAAAGAAAAGUGUCCCAGAUGAGUAUUUAAACAUGAUUUCAGAUUUUUCCCUGAAUGGUUUUCUUAACUUGUUACGUGGCACAUUCACGACUGGUACUCCAUCAUCACAUGAGGUUCAAACGACUGUUUGACCAAGGUCUGUGUAUUAUAUUAAUCUAUUUGUGUGUGUGUGUUGUGCGGCCACUUGAGGGGCUUUUUCCAUGUUGGUAAAAAUGGGUGUCUGAAAGAUGGUUGUCUUAUUUAAGAUAACGUCAGUAUUUUGGUCAGAGUUGUAGCUGUAGAGAUGGGUGACCCUGUCGUGUGUACCUUAGUUUUAGUAAGGGACAUCUCUCUCUCUUUCUUUCUCUCUCUCUCUCUGUGUCUCUCUCUCUCUCUCUCUCUGUGUCUCUCUCUCUCUCUGUCUCUCUCUCUCUCUCUCUCUGUGUGUGUGUCUCUC
Cottoperca gobio is the source of this 4192-nucleotide messenger RNA. RefSeq names its product probable ribonuclease ZC3H12C. Gene Ontology annotation, cellular component: nucleus; cytoplasmic ribonucleoprotein granule. Gene Ontology annotation, molecular function: mRNA binding; RNA endonuclease activity; metal ion binding. NCBI's taxonomy places the organism in Eukaryota, Metazoa, Chordata, Actinopteri, Perciformes, Bovichtidae. The record is from RefSeq and is a predicted model, not a curated record.